This is a messenger RNA of Triticum turgidum subsp. durum (durum wheat), 414 nucleotides long. The record is from the annotation of a GenBank genome assembly. Lineage: Eukaryota; Viridiplantae; Streptophyta; Magnoliopsida; Poales; Poaceae.
AUGGUCCUACGAAGACAUGAUGGAAGUGUUAUUUUCACGGCAUACAGGUUCUUAUUUAACUGUAAUGAUGCGUUGGAGGCCGAGAUUCACGCUUUGAUGCAAGGUAUGGCACUAGCGAAACAACACUCUGAAGGCCCGAUCAUUGUGCAGUCUGAUUCCUCGAUAGCAUUGGCUUCUCUCAAAGGCGAUAAUCUGGACCGCUCUGCAUAUGGUCAUCUCAUUGCUGAGAUAAAGUUUUUGAUAAUUGAUAGGGAGUUUAUUCCCCAGAAAAUUUCCCGUGAACCAAAUAGGGUAGUAGAUCGUUUGGCUAGUUAUAGUCGAUAUGAAUGUACUACUGCUGUAUGGCUAUACCGUGGUCCUCCGUGUAUUGAGGCACUACUGCCACUGGACUGUAACCCUAUCAUUAUGGAAUAA